AUGAAUCAGGGUCCCCUUCUAGAAGCAUUCGGUGCUGCAGGGCUUGAAGUUUGGUUGGGAACUGCCAAACCAAAGGCGGACACAAUCAGGUUGAUCACUACAUCAUCGCACGUCCACCCAUGUGCAUCUGUCAUUCAAAAACGCUUUUGGGGGAGGUCUGCCCCUCUCUACGUUUUCUGUACCUGGAUUGGUCUCCCCCGUUGCGACUGUAUUUGGAUCACUAUUUUUGGAUAUGCUAUUUUCAUGUCCACAGCGACGAUCUCGGUGGAUGUACACAUGGAAUUGAAUUUUCAGGGUCGCGAUUGA
This is a messenger RNA of Fusarium graminearum PH-1, 306 nucleotides long. RefSeq lists its product as uncharacterized. Lineage: Eukaryota; Fungi; Ascomycota; Sordariomycetes; Hypocreales; Nectriaceae. The record is from RefSeq and is a predicted model, not a curated record. The coding region runs from base 1 to 306 and encodes 101 amino acids. The transcript has 2 exons.